AUGAGUAGAAGUAAUACUCAACCUACUCAUAGUCCAAUUGACUCAUUAUCUGGAAAUCAUGAAAACGAAUGCAAUAUCGAUCAACUAUUAUUUGUAGAACCUAUACCUACAAAUCAAUCACAGUCAAUAUCAUUUAAUAUGACAAAUAUGGUUCCAAGUCAAAUACCAAUGAGUGUGAAUGCUUUUGAACAUAACAAUAUGACUCAACGACGAGAAAUUCGGCGAAACAGACGCCGACGACAACGUCAACGAAGGCGAGAACGACGUGAGGCACUACGACAACAACAGCAACAGCAACAACAACAUCUACAAUCACGACAUCAAAGACGACGUUAUCCGCGUCGAAGUGGACAGAGACGACAGGAACGAUAUCAACGAUGGCAAGCACGUCUACGUCAAUGGGAACUCGAACGUAAUCAACGAUCACAACGGCGCCGACAAGAAGCUUUUACUUAUGUCAGAUUUGACUCUUUGGAUUCAUAUGAAGAACUGAUAGAUGAAAUUUUCGAUGAAACACUCUUAGAAGUAUAUGAAUGGGAGAAAACGGAUCCAAAUGAACGAUGGGAACAAGAACAAAUAAAUGAAUUAGAAGGACUUCCUGUUUUCGAACAUAUCGAACAAUUAACAUUAAUACAAGAUGAACUCGAACAAUUAGAACAAAUUAAUCAUAUUCAAAUAUUAAAAGAAGAAGAACAGCAUUUUCAGCUGGAACAACGUGAACAAGAUGAAUCAAUCGAGUUAAAAGAUCCUUGCGUUCUAGAAUAUAUAUCACGAAUGGAAGACGAUAUUGAACAAUUAAGACAAAUUGAUGCUCUUCAAACGAUUGAUGAUGAAAUACUUGAAGAGCAAAAGGAAAAACGAGAUAAUGAGGAAAUAAUUCAGAUGCAACAAUGGGAACAUAUCGCAUUCUUACUUCAACAGUUCAAUCAAACUUAG
Messenger RNA from Adineta ricciae, 936 nucleotides. Lineage: Eukaryota; Metazoa; Rotifera; Eurotatoria; Adinetida; Adinetidae. The record is from the annotation of a GenBank genome assembly.